Molecule: messenger RNA, 2496 nt
Organism: Nicrophorus vespilloides
Lineage: Eukaryota; Metazoa; Arthropoda; Insecta; Coleoptera; Silphidae
Gene: dyl
Exons: 2
Coding region: 219-1811 (530 amino acids)
Source: RefSeq, a predicted model, not a curated record
CGCGGCUCAUCAUCUUCGGCCUGCUAACAGCUCUCUUGCUGCUUCAGGAAAGUAGCUGCGAUGCUCCUGUUUCCGAUUCGGCAUCAUUACCGUUGGAGCACCGCGCUGUAUAUGGGCCUCCACUAUCUGGACCUGGUGGAUACGCUCCACCUUCACUGCUGCAAGGAGCCGGCGGGGCGCAGAAUUCUGACGAGCCUUGGCCGUUAGCCACCCCCGAUAUGCCACAAAUCAAGCAUCUACAAGUGCAAUGCGAGAAGACCCAUAUGCGAGUCAACAUCGAAUUCGACCGUCCCUUCUAUGGAAUGAUCUUCUCCAAGGGCUUCUACAGCGAUCCGCACUGUGUACAUUUGAAACCUGGAACCGGUCACCUCAGCGCCACCUUCGAGAUCUUCCUCAACAGCUGCGGCAUGUCCUCUUCGCCAAACCACAACAGCAACUACGGAAGCCCAACUCCGAGCGGCACCUACGUCGAGAACACUAUCAUCAUUCAGUACGAUCCUUACGUGCAAGAGGUCUGGGAUCAAGCCAGGAAACUGCGUUGCACUUGGUACGACUUUUACGAGAAGGCCGUCGCCUUCCGUCCAUUCCAAGUCGAUAUGCUGCACGCCGUCACUGCUAACUUCCUCGGCGACAACCUGCAAUGCUGGAUGCAGAUCCAAGUAGGCAAGGGACCAUGGGCAUCUGAAGUAUCCGGUAUCGUGAAAAUCGGCCAAACCAUGACCAUGGUGCUUGCUAUCAAGGAUGACGAAAACAAAUUCGAUAUGUUGGUGCGUAACUGCGUUGCUCACGAUGGCAAGCGUGCUCCCAUUCAACUCGUGGACAAGUUCGGUUGCGUAGUCCGCCCGAAGAUUAUGAGCAAGUUCCAGAAGAUCAAGAACUUUGGACCAUCUGCAUCCGUCGUCUCCUUCGCUUACUUCCAAGCUUUCAAAUUCCCCGACUCCAUGAACGUCCACUUCCAAUGUGUCAUCCAAGUCUGCCGUUACAACUGCCCAGAACCGAAGUGCGGAUAUGGCAAUGGAUUAGAAGCUGCCUACGGACCACCACAAUUAGGAGGAAACGUUGAUUUCGCUGGUGCCGGACAUGCUGAAUAUGGACCACCACCAUUACCCGAUUACGGUGCGCCAGCUGCCUUCCCCGACCCAAGACAUCCAUCUGGACCAAGCGGAGCCUAUUCCGAGAACAACCCUGACAUCGUUCCAGCCCCGCAAGCUCAAACUUCAUCCUCGUCCACCUCAAACCCACCAAACCCAUCAUCCCCAUCCCCGCAAAUCCAAGGAGACAUCCACCUUCCGCCACCACCACUACCAGGACAUCACGCUCUUUACAAUACUGUUAGAAAAACAGGCAUCGCUGACGAAUUCGAAGGCAACUUGGCUACCUUAGGUGGCAAACCAAGAUCUGUAGAGAACUUUCCAGCUGAACUUCAAGGAGUUCGUAGGAGGCGUGAUGUUAUGAACGUUGUUGUUAGUCGUGUCUACAAGCGCGAAGCACAAGCUAUGACCGAUGUCAACACCAGCAGGAUCAUCCAAGUAGUCGCUCCCGGUGAUGUAAACUUCGCCUUGAACUCGGCAGCCAGUAACGAGACUGUUGUCAUCCAGUCGGCUUCAUCUUCCGACCCGGAGACCAUUUGCAUGUCAGUGCCCAGCUUCGUCGCUGGUCUUGUUAUGCUGCUGCUCGUCCUCAUCGUCGCCAGUUUGGUGGCUGCCUUCCUCUUCGUCCGAGUGCGCGCCAUCGACCGCAAAGGAACUGCGAGCACCUUCAUGAGUGCUAGAGGAUACGACAACUCCGAAUUCGUGAAAGUGGCCAACUGACAUUCCAUCCUCCUUCGCCGACCGAUUUAAUGUUGUUGUUAAUUAUUACUUUUUUUAAUAUCAAUGUAGGUGUUGUAUCAAGGUUCCAAAGAUGUUCAGGUUAAGAGUGAUCAUUACGUAAAAUUAGUGCGACGGAUCCAAAACUCAUACACAUUUAUACACAGAGCACACAAACUCACUUACACACGCGUAAAUCAAACACCAAAUCCCCCGCCCACACCCUCAUCCCACUAUUUAUUAUCUAUUAACCUCAUCCUAUCUUCUCUCACAUCUAAUUUAUUUAAUUAUUUAUACGUACUGUCUAUACCUUCUUUUUUUUUUGUUUGUUUUGUAUUUCGCCUUAAUUGAGUAUAUUUCGUGUAAGAUAUAAUUAUUAAUUAGUAUUUCACUUGUAAGGAAGCCAUGGAGGAGCUGCAAACUACAACUAGUCUAGUAGCUAGUAGGGAUCACAACUACAUGUGUAAAUAACUUAGAGAGUAAAUACUCAAGCAAACGAAUUUCUUAUCGAUAAUUUAACAGAAGAAUUUAACGAACGAAAUUAACGACGAUAGCAACCAAUAACAAAGGCAAACAUUUCGCUUUACUCAUUCUUAAGUGAUAUAACCUUUAGCCGCCAUAAUCGAGAAUAGCUUGCAUUUCGUUAUAUAAGCGAACGAGUUAAGGGGGUUGUGGGUGCACUUAAUGA